This is a messenger RNA of Laccaria bicolor S238N-H82, 2451 nucleotides long. RefSeq lists its product as uncharacterized. The record is from RefSeq and is a predicted model, not a curated record. NCBI's taxonomy places the organism in Eukaryota, Fungi, Basidiomycota, Agaricomycetes, Agaricales, Hydnangiaceae. The transcript has 5 exons. Gene Ontology annotation, molecular function: protein binding. The coding region runs from base 1 to 2451 and encodes 816 amino acids.
AUGUCAUGUAGUCAGGCCCAACACCAUGCUCUUCUCACAAAAUGUUGCUUCAACCGUAUGAAGGAGUCGCUACAUUUCAAUAUCGGUGACAUAACAUCCUCAUUUUUACUUGAUGCCGAGGACCCAAAGCUGAUGCAGCGGGUUGACACCAAUAUCAAACCAUUCCUGAGGUAUGCCUCUCGGCACUGGGCUCAGCAUUUGGCCCAAACCAAUCAAAAGAAGGGGGAGGAUCUCAGGGACUGUAUCACUGACUUCCUUGAUCUUCACAUUCUCUUUUGGAUUGAGGCAAUGAACCUACUUGGAUCCAGUGGCCAGUGUAGCAGAAUGCUUCAAAACACACGUGAGUGGGUUCUGAAGAAUAAGAACAGGGAAACAGAGCUUGCCGCUAACAUCGCUGAAGCAGCCAAUUUUGCCACCUACUUUACAGCAAAUCCACCAGCUUUGUCUACACCACACUUGUAUAUCUCAGCAUUGGCAUCUUGGUCAACAGGAUCUGCUAUGUCACAAUGGUGGAGAGAAAACUUCUGUGGCAUCCCAUCCUUCACUCAUAGGAAGGCUAGGGAUGUGCCACUGAUGUCAAUACAAACAGAUGCAUGCAUUGUAUCUGUUGCCUUCUCCACUGACAACACCUGCAUCAUCUCUGGCUCAUCUGACAAUUUUGUGCGGGUGUGGGAUGCAUCAACAGGGGCUGAGCUGAAGGUGCUUGAGGGCCACACAGAUACUGUCUGCUCUGUUGCCUUCUCCAAUGAUGGCACCCGCAUUGUCUCAGGCUCAUCUGACAAUUCUGUGCGGGUGUGGGAUGUGUUGACUGGGGCUGAGCUGAACAUGCUUAAUGGCCACAUGAAAAAUGUCUUGUCUGUUGCCUUCUCAAUUGAUGGCACCCACAUCAUCUCUGGCUCAUCUGACAAUUCUGUGUGGGUGUGGGAUGCAGUGACUGGGGCUGAGCUGAAUGUGCUCAAUGGCCACAUAAAACCUGUCUGGUCUGUUGCUUUCUCCACUGAUGGCACUCGCCUUGUCUCUGGCUCAGAAGACACGUCUGUGUGGGUGUGGGAGGCAUUGACUUGGGCUAAGCUUAAAGUCCUUAAAGGCCACACAGAAAUUGUCUCGUCUGUUGCCUUCUCCACUGAUGGCACCCGCAUCGUCUCUGGCUCAUAUGACAAUUCUGUGCGGGUGUGGGAUACAUCAACUGGGGCUGCACUGAAUGUGCUCAUUGCCGGUCAAACAAGACCUGUGUGGUCUGUUGCUUUCUCCACUGAUGGCACCCGCAUCGUCUCUGGCUCAUCUGACAAUUCUGUGUGGCUGUGGGAUGUGUCAACUGGGUCUGAACUGAAGAUGUUUGAGGGUCACAUGGGACAUGUCUUGUCUGUUGCUUUCUCCUCCGAUGGCACCCUGUGGGAUGCAUCGACUUGGGGUGAGCUGGAUAUGCUUGAUGGCCACACGGAAAUUGUCUCAUCUGUCGCCUUCUCCAAUGAUGGCACCUGCAUCAUCUCUGGCUCAUCUGAUAAUUCUGUGCGGGUGUGGGAUGUGUCAACUGGGGCUGAGCUGAAGGUGCUCCAUGGCCACAUGGAAACUGUCUGGCCCAUUGUUGAUGGCAUUCACAUCAUCUCUGAUCACUCAUCUGACAAUUGUGAGCCUGUGCGGGUGUGGCAAGAAUUAACUGGGGCUGAGCUGAAGGUGCAUGAGGACCACACAGGUAUUGUCAGGUCCACUGUCGCCUUCUCUCCUGAUGGCACUCGCAUCAUCUCUAGCUCAUUCGGCAAUUCUGUGCGGGUAUGGGAUGCAUUAUCUUGGGCUGAGUUGAAUGUGUUGAGAGGUCACACAGCAAUGGUCUCAUCUGUUGCCUUCUCCAAUGAUGGCACCUGCAUUGUCUCUGGCUCAGAAGACCAUUCUGUGCGGGUGUGGGAUGUGUUGGCUGGGGCUGAGCUGAAUGUGCUUGUGGGCCACAAGGGAAAGGUCUGGUCUGUUGCCUUCUCCCCUGAUGGCAGCCGCAUUGUGUCUGGCUCAUCUGACAAAUCUGUGCGGUUGUGGGAUGCAUCAACUGGGGCUAAGCUGAAGGUGAUUAAGGGCCACACAAACACUGUUUGCUCUGUUGCCUUCUCCAAUGACGGCACCCACAUUGUCUCUGGUUCAAAAGACAAUUCUGUGCGGGUGUGGGAUGCAUCAACUGGGGCUGAGCUGAAGGUUCUCAGUGGCCACACAAAAACUGUCUUGUCUGUCGCCUUCUCUGCUUAUGACACCCACAUCAUCUCUGGCUCAUCUGACCAUUCUGUGCGGGUCUGGGAUGCAUCAUUUGAGGCUCAGACAAAGGUCAUGCUUACCCUGCCUGGACCACUGAUACAAAACCCUGGAUUUGUUCUGCACUUGGUGGAUAUCAGCUCAUGGUCUGCCAUCAUCAACUUCCGAGAUUCCAACAUUGGCUGUGAUUGGGCUAACUGUUAUACACCCACCUAG